Messenger RNA from Siniperca chuatsi (mandarin fish), 3482 nucleotides. RefSeq names its product solute carrier family 49 member 4 (gene slc49a4). Gene Ontology annotation, cellular component: membrane; intracellular membrane-bounded organelle. NCBI's taxonomy places the organism in Eukaryota, Metazoa, Chordata, Actinopteri, Centrarchiformes, Sinipercidae. Gene Ontology annotation, biological process: transmembrane transport. Bases 152 to 1306 code for a protein of 384 amino acids. The record is from RefSeq and is a predicted model, not a curated record. Gene Ontology annotation, molecular function: transmembrane transporter activity. The transcript has 8 exons.
GGCAUGCGCAGUAAAGUUAAGUGUCAGAGACCGAAGCUAUCGGUUGUUUUUGUUUGUGUGGUCGACAGAACCCCGGUGAGACUUCCAUUUCCCCUUGCUGUACAUCCGUUACAACCGGAGUUUUAACUGAACUGACAAACAGACUGCUACCAUGGGUGCCGGUUCGAGCACCGAGACGGAAAGGGAGCCGCUUAUAGUCCCUUCUCAUUCGGAGACAAACAGUCAACCAGUAAACAGCAGAGUGUACGGAAGAAGAUGGCUGGUUCUGACCCUGUUUUCCCUGCUGGCAUUAUUGCAGGGGAUGGUGUGGAACUUCUGGGGUCCCAUCCAGAACUCGGCCGUUCACGCGUACGGCUUCACUAAGUCGGACAUUGCAGUUCUGGUAAUGUGGGGCCCGGUGGGUUUCGUUCCCUGGCUGCUGUUUAUGUGGUUAAUGGAUAAAAAAGGUUUGCGGGCAUCCCUCCUCCUCUCUGCGUUCUUCAUGCUGCUAGGAGCUGCUCUAAGGAGCAUCCCACUGACAGACCAGCAUCUCAGACGAUGGUUGAUACACGGAGGUCAGUUUCUGAACGGUUUAGCCGGCCCAACCAUAAUGAGUGCCGGCCCCUUCCUCUCCACCACAUGGUUCGCCCCUGACCAGAGAGCCACCGCUACAGCCGUGGCCUCACUCUUCUCCUACUUAGGAGGCGCUGCUUCAUUUAUAGUAGGACCUCUGGUAGUACCAGCCCCCAAUGACACCCUGACAGUAACCACGAUGGCAGCAGCGGUUUCCGACAGCUCCAUACAAGACAGGAUCCAGCUGGUCAUGUAUGCAGAGUUGGCUGCAAUUGCUGUGCUUUUUGCAGCAGUCCUGCUCUAUUUCCCUUCACGGCCACCGAUGCCUCCCAGUGUGGCCGCUGCAAGCCAGAGACUCAGUUACAGGAGCAGCAUCUGCAGACUUCUUAGUAACCUGCGAUUCCUGAUGAUAGCUUUGGCCUAUGCAGUCCCCACAGGAGUGAUUGCUGGCUGGACGGGAGUCCUCGACAUGGUCCUUACACCAGCCAAAGUCAGCCAGGUGGACGCAGGUUGGAUUGGUUUCUGGUCGACUGUUGGUGGAUGUGUGUUUGGAGUAGCAAUGGCCAGGUUUGCAGACUCUAUUCGGGGGAUGCUGAAGCUGAUUCUGGUGCUGAUGCUGGCAGGAGCCUCACUGUCCUCUACCUGGUUCACACUAACUUGUCUGAGCAGAGUCACUCACCUCCCCUCUACUGCAGUCUGCAGCAGCCAGGCUCCAACCUCGUUCAUCCACCUGGCAUAUCAUACAAGAGGAUAGAGUGAUACUGCAACAGAAUCUGCCAAAACACCUCAUUAUACCAGUGUGGGAUGGUCAGGACACACACAGAUCUAACUACAGAGUUAUCUGCAGUUUGUGAACAAGUGACCAGUCUUUUGAAAAAUAAAAAUCUUUAAAUAAUUUGCAUAGUUGUGCGUUUUGGUUUUACUGUGGUCCUAUCUAAAGGCCUUGACAUGUGCUGUGACACUGUUAAUUCUGGCCACUUGACAGGUGAUUCUGAUUCCUCCAUGGCAGAUAAACACGUUACACACUCUACUAGCCAUCCGAAAGCUCCUGUGGGUCGGACGAAAGAAGCAGUAUUUCACUAUUUUCUGAAAUUUUAUAGACCAAAAGAUUGAAAUAUUAAUCAAGAAAAUUAUCUGCAGAUUAAUCAAUAAUGGAAAUAAUUGUUAGUUAUUAGACCCCCAAUAUAAUUUCUAGAAAAAACAUUGUCCUGACUAUAGGCCAACGAGGUACAUCCCAUGUUCCUCUGCUGCUGUUCUCACCACAGGUCUUCCUUCCUACAAGGGAUCUCCCACUGCCUACUGGGAAUUGGUGCCAGAUAGCCUAAUUCAAUAACGUGAGGGGAAAAGUGCAGUGGUUGAAGCACUCUUAAGUGUUUGAUAUCAGUGCUUCAUUAGGGUUGAAUAAAGACGAACAGGGGAGAAGGCUGCCUUUGAUGGCUGCAUGAGUGGCUCCUGAGUUCCCCAUCACAGGCAGGCAGGCAUGCACAUGAGGGCCCUCUGAGGCAUUGUGAUUAAAGGGACGUGCAGGCUAAUGGGUAGCUCAUUUGGACCAAUCUGCUGUGAUAAGGGAGAUGGAGGGUGCCGUGAUGCUCCAGAGGUGACGGCUUAAUCUCUCCACACAUCCACUCUAAUACACAUUCACACAUUUUACUUUAGUCCCCAGCCAAAGGACUGCAGCUGAGACUAAACCCUGAGCUGGCCAAACAUACUGAACGCUUUCUGAUUGCUCUGCAGACAUGAACACACAAACACACACAUGUAUGUUGUAGCAAGAAGCCUAUAUUACACAAACCUUUGCAAAAGAGGUUAAUUGUGGGAAAUAGAUUGAGCCAGUCAGCACAUCAUGAUUUUAAAUAAAAAAAUGUACUAUACUGAAUUUUAAUUAAAUUUUUUUUCAAUUCAACCAAGAAGUGCACCCAAAUUAAACCAGCAGCAGCCAGCUUGGACAGUAACAUUCUCGGCAUGCUUGAGGAGCAAAUAAGACACGCUGUUUACUGCAUGCUUGAGGAGCAAAUAAGACAAGCUGUUUACUAUGUGGACAUCUGCACAUUUUGGCAAAAGAAUCAGAGAUUAGAUUUUAAUAUACUGUAGAAUCCUGAGUGUGCAAGUAAACUAAAAACAGCAAAAUAUUACAAAAGAAAUUCAAAUUUAAUUGCUCACAGUGCCAUCAAAAUGUUCUUGUGACACCUGAUGACAGGGAGGAAAGUCUCUCUUUUUGGGGAUGGAGGGGUCUUUUUUGCCUUUAUUUGAUACUGCAGAAGAUAGACAGGAAAGGGGGAGAUGACAUGCAGCAAAAGGCUAUGGGGCUGGACUUGAACCCAGGCUGCUGCGGUAAGGACUCCUCCUUGGUAUAUGGUGCACACGCUCUACCAGGUGAGCUACCAGGGCGCCCCCGCACGUCCCUCUUUAUGGAGUGUUAUAAGUAGGGCUGGAUAUCAAACGUUCUUGGUUUUUUUGUUCAUAGAGAAUCAAACAUUGUUGUAGUACCGAAGGUGACAGGGAAUGCUUGGUCAGAUUCAUAACCUUAAAACAUGAAAUAGGACUGUGAUAUAAACAAAGGAAGUAAGCCAGAAACACACAGUUCAAACAACAAACUUGACAAAUUCAACAUGUGACACUGUAGACCAGGUGAAGGUGAAGGCGAUGGUGGAGUUGGGGGAGAUGUGACAUGAUGUUGUGGUUGAUAGAUCCAUACACCUACGGUAUUUUGGUUUUGUCUCUGGUAAAUUGCUACCUUAAAGGGUGGCAUUCUAAUUGAAAUGUUGUUUCAGGAUGAGGGUUCAUCAUACACUCUGGUGCUGCUGAGAACAAAUGUUGCAGUAGGAAGCUGUGGAAGGUGUUCCAUAAACCUGACCAGUAUGCCAUCCUUUUACAUCACAGUUUCCAAUCAAACUGUAACUUAUUGUUGUUCUACUGUUUAUUUUGCCCUU